Molecule: messenger RNA, 3101 nt
Organism: Daucus carota subsp. sativus
Lineage: Eukaryota; Viridiplantae; Streptophyta; Magnoliopsida; Apiales; Apiaceae
Exons: 20
Coding region: 129-2795 (888 amino acids)
Cellular component (GO): nucleus
Source: RefSeq, a predicted model, not a curated record
UCGGCAUCAGCGGCCGCCCUGUUUUGUUAAAAUUCACCCCCUUUCUGUUUGCUCCUAAAACCCUGAUUUCUUAAACCCCUUAACACACACACAUCCCUCACUCGCGACUCUUUCUAAUCAAACUUGCAAUGGGGAAACCCAAGUCUUCUUCCAAGAAGCCGCCCAAGCGUGGUAUCGAUUUCAAGAAAAUUAAACGAAAAAUUGGCCGAAAGCUACCGCCGCCGAAGAAUACUACCAACACUGAAAUUAAAUCCAAAGCUAUUAUACUUCCCGAACAAAGUGUAGCAUCAGAUAAGGCGGGUUUAGCUGUCAGCAAGAAAGGGUUGACACUCAAAGAGCUUAUGCAACAAACUUCUCACCACAAUGCUAAAGUUCGCAAAGAUGCGUUGAUUGGUAUAAAGGACAUACUCACCAAAAAUCCAGAUGAGCUGAGGUUGCAUAAACUUGCUCUUAUAGAGAAACUGCGUGAACGCAUCAGUGAUGAUGAUAAACUGGUUCGUGAAACACUAUAUCAAAUUUUUAAGGGGGUUAUAUUCCCUGGGUGCAAAGAGGAUGGUCAAGGGCCUUUCAUAUCUCUGAUGAUGGUUUAUAUCUUUAGUGCUAUGACAAAUUUGGCAAUUGAUAUUAGGUUGAUGGCUUUCAAAUUUCUUGAUCUUAUUCUCCAAAACUGCCCAACUUCAUUUUCCUCGUAUGCUGAAAAGAUUCUUCAGAACUAUGAAGAUAUAUUAAGACAGAACCAGUUCUAUCUACAAGACAAGGCCAAGCUCAAGAAUGCUCUUGCGGGGAUAACAUACUGCUUAUCGCUUUUACCCCAUAAUCGUAGAGGAGACACUUUAGCAACUGAUAGCAGGCCUGGGGAUAGUGUUUUGCAUUCUUAUGAACCUGACGUGCCUAAAGAAUCUGCUGGGCUCUCUGUCAUCACAAAGAAACUUAAUGGAAUUUUGCCUAUUCUGGUCGGAUGUUUCCACGAUUUUGUACCUUUGGUCCAUACUUCACCACAACUAGAUGCACAAUCAUUUGACUGUAUGCUAUCCGUACUUCAAAGUAUAGAUCUGAUAGUACAGUUUUUUGCUUAUGGGAUAGACAAGGGUCAACAUGAGUUACAAAUUUCUCUAUCGUUUUAUACACAUCGGAAUGUAUCUCAUCAUGGUCAAGAUAAUAUUAUGGUAAUGCUAAAGAAAUUAUGGGAUGUCUUUCCCCUCUAUCCAGCACAUCAGCUUUCAGAGAAGGAAGAUAAUAGAUACUUUAUUCUUAAUAUCAUAAUUUCUGAAAUCUUUUUGUCAUUGAUUGACUGGAUCUACCCUUCCUCCGAUUUGCUGGAAAAGUUUCUUAUGUUUAUCGAGAAUGCAUUAUCAGAAAAGAUAUGUGGGAGCUUGCAAUUAGGCAAGGUUUUUCAUGAUAAGCAUUCUGUAUCACUUGUUGCAUACAUACCAAAGCUUUUGAAACAAGUUUCUGGUAGCUGGAGAUCACGUAUUCUUCAGGGUUUCACUAAUGUUUUCAAGAGUUGUAAGCCAGAAUCUUCAUUAAAAAUGGUUUGCAUCUCUGCGAUAGAAGAAUUUUUAGACCCACAGGAAAAAGGCUGGUUGUACCUAGAGACAACUGAUCCUGAAAUUUUGGCUUAUCACAUAACUUGGCUAAGGGAGCUUCCUUCAUUGCUGAUCCAUUUAGGUGAUAAACACCAAUUAUCCUCCAAGGCCGUGUUACUUCUUCAACUUCACCUGGGACAAUGUGCUUUGAUAAAUCCUUCUCUCUCGCAGGAAUACAAUAACAUUCAGUAUACACUGAAAGAUUUUUACAGCAAAGGCAUAGCUGAUUCAACUGGAGGCUAUGGUCCUUUUGUAAGUCUCACCAGAGAUAUUCAAGAACUCUCUGUGUGUUGCCUUUAUUAUUUCCCUUUUUUGGAUUCGCCCAUUAUUCAGUCAGUAACUUCCUGUUGCCUAUGUCAUAAUCUAGAGUCAGUUAUAUUGUUUCGGAUCAUAGAGAUUUUGCAUUCAUCCUACAAAGCUGGACGCAUACAAAUUGCUAAUCACAUUAGCUUUUUUAUAACUCUACUCGCUCGUUACAAAGUUUAUCCAGAGAAGAGUGCUGAUCUAGUGGAGAAUGAUGGAAAAUCAAAUUUUGGGACUUUUAAGUCAAUUACUAACGUUGUCUGCUCUUUCCUGUUGCAACUUGGUGACGAGCAUAUUGUGUUUCAAAUGUUGGAGAAGAUAAUUAUUGAUCAACUUUUACUCAAUCCACCUUUAGACAACAUUUGUGCAUUGCUCAGAGUGCUUGUUAAACUAGACUCAGAACCAACGAGACUUUCUGAACAGAGUAUGAUCAAUCUUGGUAGUUUUCUUCCAGGAUACCUAACUGAUAUUGUAUCGUGCAUUCCAGAAGAUAAAACUCAGUCUGCCACCAUGGUUUCGAGGAAGAGAACUCAUUAUUAUCUCCUGCCUUGCAUGUUUAUCUUCCAUCGGAGUCACACACUUUUAAAACUCGUGUUGAAGAAAAUGGGAUCAUUAGUAAAUGAAGAGAGUUCGUCAGGUUCAAAUCAGCUGUGGACACAGUAUUUAACUGGCUAUUCAAGUAGAAUAGAUGCCAUUGUUUCCGUCCUACUACUAAUAUUUGCAGAUAUCAAAAUUCAACAAAAACUUUUGUUGUGUAAGGAAGAGAUUCAGCAAAUAUCAGAGAAGAUUCUUCAACUACAGUUAUCAGAGGUUAUCAACAUGACUAUGGAAGAGAGGUACAAAAUAAGAUGUUCAUAUGAUCGAUUAAAGAGUUGCAGCAGUAAAUUAUUAGCGGGAAUAAGAUGAUGCACACAAUUUUUUUCCGAACGAAUUUUAGAGGAGUGGAAACACUUGGCUCGUGCUGCCUGUCACCAAUGCUAUUGGCAGAAAAUCCGAAAACGUACAACUGCCUUGAUACUGAGAGCUGGAUUGAAUGUGUGUCUAUUCCUCUCUAAGCUCAAAUGAUAUUGGAUGAGAGGCUAGCAACAUGCCUCCGGUAAGAAUAUAUAGACUUUUUGUGGACUGGGCAUGGUAUAUCGUCGACGAAUCUUGUCAGAAUGUUGAUGAUCUAACUUGGUCACAUGUAUACCUCAGAGAUACUUGGAUUGGACU